GAGGAGUGUGACAGACAUGGCUUCCCGUGAUGCAAGGGGGUGACGAGGACGAAGACGAGGAGCAGGAGCGAUCGAGAAGGAUAAAUAUGGAACCAUGAAAUGAGAUCUCUCUCGCUAAUCAUUCAAUGAGUACAAUGGAUAUUUCGGUCGCCGAGCCAACUGAAUCGAAGAGUGGAGUUAAAGGUAGAUGCCAGUCCAUCAGUUCUAAGCGAAGGAGAAAGAUACGGCUGAUCACACCUGAGGUUUUACGGCAGUUUAAUGAGGCAUACGAUCGCAAUGGUGAAUGUGCAGCAAACAGCGAAUAUGAGAUUCAAAAGCGAAAAGAUGAGAAGGUUCCGUUCUCUACAUCAAACAGCGGGGAAGAGGGAAUUGCUGUGAUAUCCAGUUCUCGACCAAUCAACAAGGAAAUAGCACAGGAGUAUUCCCUGUGGUGCGAGAAUUUCUUAGACAACUUUCCUAUACUGUAUCAAUCUCUACAGCUUCAAAAUGGCAGGUCGGAUGCUCUAGCGUUCAUUUCGCAGAUCUUUCGAACAAGUGAACAGAAGGCAAAGCAAGGGACAAAAAGGCUGGGGCCAUCGAAUUGGGCGGAUGCUCCUGCUGAGCCCAAACCUGGAUCAGAUUCUCUUCCCUCUUCGAAGUCGUCAGGAGGAGAGCCAGAUAGCCAGACGGUGGCUAACAGCGAGAAUCGAUUGAAAGCAUACUUUCAGGAGAUGCUGCAUGAAAAAACUCUCAGGGAGUGCAUAUCCAAACUCGUCAAGAUUUUUCGGGACCUGCAGCGCAGCAGUCCACGAGCCUCUAUCUGU
Molecule: messenger RNA, 803 nt
Organism: Guillardia theta CCMP2712
Lineage: Eukaryota; Cryptophyceae; Pyrenomonadales; Geminigeraceae
Exons: 2
Source: RefSeq, a predicted model, not a curated record